Phyllostomus hastatus (greater spear-nosed bat) is the source of this 4790-nucleotide messenger RNA. It is a transcript of the gene GGCX, whose product is annotated as gamma-glutamyl carboxylase. The record is from RefSeq and is a predicted model, not a curated record. Gene Ontology annotation, molecular function: vitamin binding; gamma-glutamyl carboxylase activity. The transcript is spliced from 15 exons. Gene Ontology annotation, biological process: peptidyl-glutamic acid carboxylation. Lineage: Eukaryota; Metazoa; Chordata; Mammalia; Chiroptera; Phyllostomidae. The coding region runs from base 92 to 2368 and encodes 758 amino acids.
GGGAGGCGUGGCUUAGGAGAUCUGCAACUCGCUACGCCCUACCUCGGAGGCGGUGGCUGUGGAAAACUGACUUCUGCAGGACCGCAGGACCAUGGCGGUGUCGGCCAGGUCUGUGCGGGGCCCUCCCAGCUCAGAUAAACUACAGAAAGGCAAGGCCGGACAGACCUUAAAGUCCAGUCAGGCCAGCUGCAUGGGGAAACUCGUGGGUUUUGAGUGGACAGAUGUAUCCAGCUGGGGGAGCCUUGUGACCCUGCUGAAUCGACCAACGGAUCCUGCAAGCUUGGCUGUCUUCCGUUUUCUCUUUGGGCUGUUGAUGGCACUGGACAUUCCCCAGGAGCGGGGGCUCAGCUCCCUGGACCGAAGAUACCUGGAUGGGCUAGACGUGUGCCGCUUCCCCUUGCUGAAUGCCCUGCAACCACUGCCACUUGAUUGGAUGUAUCUUGUCUAUACCAUCAUGUUUCUAGGGGCACUGGGCAUGAUGCUGGGCCUGUGCUACCGGAUAAGCUGUGUGUUAUUCCUGCUGCCAUACUGGUAUGUGUUUCUCCUGGACAAGACAUCGUGGAACAACCACUCCUAUCUGUAUGGUUUAUUGGCUUUUCAGCUGACAUUCAUGGAUGCAAACCACUACUGGUCUGUGGAUGGCCUGCUGAAUGCCCGAAAGCGGAAUGCCCACGUGCCCCUUUGGAACUAUGCUGUGCUGCGUGGCCAGAUUUUCAUUGUGUACUUCAUUGCGGGUGUGAAAAAGCUGGAUGCAGACUGGGUGGAGGGCUAUUCCAUGGAGUACCUGUCCCGGCACUGGCUCUUCAGUCCCUUCAAACUGAUACUGUCCGAGGAGAUGACGAGUCUGCUAGUGGUGCACUGGUGUGGACUGCUGCUUGACCUCUCAGCUGGUUUCCUGCUCUUCUUCGAUGCUUCAAGAUCCAUUGGCCUCCUCUUUGUGACCUACUUCCACUGCAUGAAUUCUCAGCUUUUCAGCAUUGGUAUGUUCCCCUAUGUCAUGCUGGCCAGCAGCCCUCUCUUCUGCUCCCCUGAGUGGCCUCGGAAGCUGGUGUCUAACUGCCCCAAAAGGCUGCAAGAACUGCUGCCCCUCAAGGCUGCCCCUCAGCCCAGUGCUUCCUGCAUGUAUAAGAGGAACCGGGCCAAAGGCGGCCAGAAGCCAGGCCUGCGCCAUCAGCUAGGUGCUGCCUUCACCCUGCUCUACCUCCUGGAGCAGCUUUUCCUGCCCUAUUCCCAUUUCCUCACCCAGGGCUAUAACAAUUGGACAAAUGGGCUAUAUGGCUAUUCCUGGGACAUGAUGGUGCACUCCCGUUCCCACCAGCACGUGAAGAUCACCUACCGUGAUGGCCGCACUGGCGAGCUGGGCUACCUUAAUCCUGGGGUAUUCACACAGAGCCGGCGAUGGAAGGAUCACGCGGACAUGCUGAAGCAAUAUGCCACUUGCCUGAGCCGCCUGCUUCCCAAGUACAAUGUUACUGAGCCCCAGAUCUACUUUGAUAUUUGGGUCUCCAUCAAUGACCGCUUCCAGCAGAGGAUUUUUGACCCUCGUGUGGACAUUGUGCAGGCUGCCUGGUCCCCCUUCCAGCGUACAUCGUGGCUGCAGCCACUUUUGAUGGAUCUCUCCCCUUGGAGGGCCAAGUUACAGGAAAUCAAGAGCAGCUUGGAUAACCACACGGAGGUGGUCUUCAUUGCAGAUUUCCCUGGGCUGCACCUAGAGAAUUUUGUGAGUGAAGACCUGGGCAACACUAGCAUCCAGCUGCUGCAGGGGGAGGUUACUGUGGAGCUGGUGGCAGAACAGAAGAACCAGACUCUUCAGGAAGGAGAAAAAAUGCAGUUGCCUGCUGGUGAAUACCAUAAGGUGUACACAAUAUCACCCAGUCCUUCGUGUUACAUGUACAUCUAUGUCAACACUACGGAGCUUACACUGGAGCAAGACCUGGCAUAUCUGCAAGAAUUGAAAGAGAAGGUGGAGAAUGGAAGUGAAACGGGGCCUCUACCUCCAGAGCUGCAACCUCUGCUGGAAGGAGAAGUAAAAGGAGGUCCUGAGCCAACACCUCUGGUUCAGACCUUUCUUAAACGCCAGCAAAGACUCCAGGAAAUUGAACGCCGGCGAAACACCCCUUUCCAUGAGCGAUUCUUCCGCUUCUUGCUGCGGAAGGUCUACAUUUUUCGCCGCAGCUUCCUGAUGACUUGUAUCUCACUUCGAAAUCUGGCAUUAGGCCGCCCGUCCCUGGAGCAACUGGCCCAAGAGGUGACUUAUGCAAACUUGCGACCCUUUGAGCCAGUUGGAGAGUCUAGUCCUUCCAACACAGAUUCUUCAAAUUCUGAUCCUCCUGAACUGAAUUCUGACCAUACCCACUCAGAGUUCUAAAGGGGCCAGACAUUGGGUACAGAUGUGGGAGCAGCCAGUUACAGGACCAUUACCUGUGCAGUGGAAAUUUGAAAAAAUCCUUAUAUUUGAUAUACUGUAAUGAAAAUAGUAGCUAAUUAUUCUCAAGUGCUUGUUAUGUGCUAGGUACUGUGUGAAGCACUGUGACUAUGUUAUUACAUUUAGUCCUUAAUGGUCACUAUUUUACAAUUGAAGGCACUGAGGUUGACAAGUAAUAUUUGUUCAGACAUAAACCUAGCAAGGGUUGGAUUGAUGGCUUGAACCUCCUGUCUGACUUAAGGUUUUGCACCCUGCCUCUUGUAAUUUUCAGAAUCAUAAUAAUUCUGGAGUAACAUAGCUUAAAACUUGUUUUCUUAAGUAUGAUUAGGAUGGUGAUCAGGUUCGAAAUGCACACAGAGCAAUUUUCUAUCUAUACAGCUGGUAAGUUUUUCACUAGCAAUUAUGAGAGUAGUUAUAAAGCAGAAUUAAACCAAUAAGGAAAUUUAGAUGAUUGGUAGUCUUUUCCUAAAAAAUAAGCUUUUUAGCAUUAUUCUAUCAUUUAGUGAGAAGGUAGUGUGAAGUAUUAACCAAACUUGGUGAGGUAUUAGGGAAUGUCUGGUCACUUUGUAGGUCUGUAUAUACAAAGAUGAUCAUGGAAGCUCCUCAGUUCUGUGAAAAUUCAAAGGCCUGGCACCAGGCUAGGAAGUGAGAAUGCAUAGGCUUAAAACUCAGUUUUGUAACAGAGAUUAGUAUAGUAGUAAAUUGGCAAUCCCAGUAACUUUGAUAAAGGAUUGCAUCUAUUUUCAUGCUUCUCUUAUGGCCCACCCCACCUUACCUGCUUGGACAGUGACCUCAUUCCCAGGCAGUUUUUCCACUGUACACACUUGGCAUGAUUAGGUCUAUUCCAUGAUUUCUAGUGAUGCUGCUUAGCUUUCUUUCCUGUGCCCUAGACUAUACCUAUUUCCCCCUGGAUGUCCCACAGAGCUAUCCAACUGUCCUGAGCAGAACUUACCUUCAUCCCCAACUCAAGACCUACUCCUUUAUUAGUGAAUGACAACUGUGUCUUGACCUUUUGGCCAUUUGAGUCAUUGGCCUUAAAUCUUUUCCUUGCAUUUCUUAUAACUUCAAGACCUAGCGAUUCUCUUAUUUCUUAAAAUUUUCAUCUCUGUGUCCUUUCAGCCUUUGUAUUAGAAUCCAGUUAGGGAGACCAGAGCAGGGCUAUAAUGUGGUUAUGCAGUUGGGGCCUGAAUAAGGGUACCCCACUGAGGCCAUGUGGGGCCUGGCAGUAAGUUCUGAUUCAUACAAGCAUUGUAUGCAACGGCUGUGCCAGUGUACCUUGAGCACUUAGUAAGAAUGGUGUGGGGGAAACACUGAUUUUAAUCUUUUUGCACAUCUCUCAGUGACAGUUAUACCUCAGCAUUAUAUUACAUCCUUUUCCAUUAAGUUCAGCUAAACUUGGUUCCCUAACCACCAUCACCCUCUUCCCUUUGGUAAGAAAAGUAGCUCCUCACUGUGAGGGGACUUUUGCAUAAGCACUUUUAAUGUAGACAAGGAUGCUGCAGACUCCCAAAUUGUUAGUAUACCAACACUGACUCAUUUUCCCAAUGAAGAUGUUGGGAUGGGAUGAAGAGGAUGUAUGGUCAUCUUAAUACUGGUCUAAGUUGUUCAAGGGAGUAAAUUGGAUUUUGUGCAAGGGCAGCUGUUUUGGGAGUAAGGUAUCAAUGUCCUUUUGGCCGGAAUACUUUUUAGUAUUUUCAUUCUGUGCCCAGCAUUUUGGUCUUUUGUCACGUAUUCCUAAUUGUAAUCACCUUCACCGUCUCAUGAUCAUACAUUCCUGUUUGUAACCACCUUCACCGUUUCAUGCCUUUGCUCCUACUAUCCUCCCUGGGUUAGUGCUCCUCCACCUUCCUAUCUCUAAAAUUCUCUUCCCCCACUUCCCCCAGUGUAUGAUAGAGGACACUUCUUAGGUAUCUUCCUAGCAAAUAUUGAACCUAACCACAAGGCAGUUACUUCUCUGGUGCUGCCCCACCAGGUUACAGGCAUCCAGACAUCCUCAGAUCACCUUAUUCAGUGAACUUAACCUAACCUUAGACCAUAAUGCACUGAUUGACAUCUACAAACUUUACAUCCUAGAGCUUUUGUGUGUCAUGAAAGCCGAAGUUCUCAAAGUUCCUGAGCAAAUUAGAAAAGCUCCAUUGAUACCAAGAUAUAACUUGGCCUCCCCUCCAUUUCUAAAUCCUUAAGCCUCCAGGGAAACAGGUACAAAGCAAGCAUUCCUUGGGUCUCACAUCUGCAGAUCAAAGCAUCAGCAUGCUAGCUGGCUCCUGUCUGUAGUUUUUAGCUCCUAGGCUCAAGAAAAGAUAGUUAAAACUAUGUGGAUUAAUUUUCUGUAAACUGCUACAAAUACAGAUCAACCUUUUGGAAA